This is a messenger RNA of Pogona vitticeps (central bearded dragon), 659 nucleotides long. The record is from RefSeq and is a predicted model, not a curated record. NCBI's taxonomy places the organism in Eukaryota, Metazoa, Chordata, Lepidosauria, Squamata, Agamidae.
CACAGGCCUCCUCUGUCCUGGGGAAGCGACGGAAACUCCUCUAAGCCCUUAUCCCGAGGAAGAUGGGCCAACACUUGACUAAUGAAGAAGGGGAGCAAGUUGAUAUUGAUGCAGCUGAACUGCAGGAAUGGUACAAGAAGUUUGUGGUAGAAUGUCCUAGUGGAACUCUCUUCAUGCAUGAGUUCAAGCAAUUCUUCGGGGUACAGAAUAAUCAAGAAGCAGGAGAUUAUGUGGAGAAUAUGUUCAAGGCUUUUGAUAAGAAUGGGGACAACACCAUUGACUUCUUAGAGUAUGUGGCUGCUCUGAAUCUUGUUUUACGUGGGAAGCUAGAACACAAACUGCGGUGGACGUUCAAAAUGUAUGAUAAGGACGGGAACGGCUGCAUAGAUAAAACUGAACUCUUAGAAAUAGUUGAGUGUAUUUACAAGCUGAAGAAAGUGUGCCAGCCUGAAGAAGAAGCAGGACGCCCCCGUCUUAGUCCUGAGGAAGUUGUGGAUAGGAUAUUUCAAUUAGUGGAUGAGAAUGGAGAUGGGCAGUUGUCUCUGGAUGAAUUCCUUGAUGGGGCACAGAAAGACAAGUGGGUAAUGAAGAUGUUACACGUAGAUAUGAAUGCGGGAGUAUGGAUCAGUGAGCAAAAAAGGAAAAGUGACAUGUUCUAA